This is a messenger RNA of Fraxinus pennsylvanica, 1281 nucleotides long. The record is from the annotation of a GenBank genome assembly. NCBI's taxonomy places the organism in Eukaryota, Viridiplantae, Streptophyta, Magnoliopsida, Lamiales, Oleaceae.
AUGGAGUUUCCCUUACGAAAUAAUAGACAAAAUAUUAUAAACAAAAAGAAUAUUUCUAUACUAAUAGCCAUAACAUUAAUUCUCUUCACCAUUGUUCGUCUAAGUUAUCCAUUCUUGAAGUACUCCUCCAAGAACCCCGAAGAAAUUUAUCCUCCAUACCACGCAGAAGAUGAAUCCAUAAAGAUUAAGGAUCAAGAUUAUGAAAAGUGUGAUAUUUCUACUGGCGAAUGGGUUCCGAAUCCCGAGGCGCCGUACUACACGAACAAGACUUGUUGGGCAAUCCAUGAGCACCAGAACUGCAUGAAAUACGGAAGGCCGGAUAGAGAUUUCAUGAAAUGGAAGUGGAAACCGGAUGGAUGUGAUUUGCCUGUUUUCAAUCCUUAUCAGUUUCUGGAUAUUGUUAGGGGCAAAUCCUUGGCUUUUAUCGGAGACUCUGUUGGGAGGAACCAAAUGCAGUCCUUGAUAUGCCUCUUAUCCAGGGUUGAAUAUCCGAUCGAUGUGUCGUAUACUCCGGACGAGCAUUUUAAACGUUGGAGCUACGUGAGUUACAACUUCACCCUUGCCCACUAUUGGACACCUUUUUUGGUGAAAGCUAAAGAGGAAGACCCUAAUGGUCCAACCCAUACGGGCUUAUUCAAUCUCUACCUAGACGAGUUUGACGAGUCCUGGACUAACCAUAUAGAUGAAUUCGACUAUAUUGUCCUCAAUGCGGGUCACUGGUUUUACCGGCCAGCCAUGUACUACGAGAAAGGACGCAUUGUGGGUUGUCGCUUCUGCCAAAUUCCAAAUAUCACGGACUUUCCGAAGACUUACGGCUUCCGGAGGGCAUUCAAAACAGCUUUUAAGGCUAUAAACAGUUUAGAAAACUUCAAGGGGAUAACAUUUUUAAGGACCUUUGCACCAUCCCACUUCGAAAAUGGGUUGUGGAAUCAAGGUGGGAAUUGUGUAAGACAGAGGCCAUUUAGAAGCAAUGAGACACUUAUGGAAGGUGAAAAUUUGGAUCUUUAUAUGACUCAAAUGGAAGAAUAUAGGGUUGCAGAAAGAGAAGGGAAGAAGAAGGGAUUCAGAUUCAGAUUAAUUGAUACAACACAGGCUAUGUUGUUGAGGCCAGAUGGGCACCCUAGUAGAUAUGGGCAUUGGCCACAUGAGAAUGUGACUUUGUAUAAUGAUUGUGUGCAUUGGUGUUUGCCUGGACCAAUUGAUUCUUGGAGUGAUUUCUUGCUUCAUUUGUUGAAGAUGGAAGGCUGGAGAUCACACAAAGAGAGAAAUUCUCUAGCAUGA